This is a messenger RNA of Trichobilharzia szidati, 200 nucleotides long. NCBI's taxonomy places the organism in Eukaryota, Metazoa, Platyhelminthes, Trematoda, Strigeidida, Schistosomatidae. The record is from the annotation of a GenBank genome assembly.
AGUGCAAUCUACACGGAACUUUGAAUGGUAUUGACAAUUCUAAUAUUGACAUACCAAGAGAUUCUAAAGAAACACUAAAAUGUGGAUUAUUACCAAGCAAUGUAGAGGAUCAAUUAAACGGUACCUGGUAUGGUCGUAUAAUUAGUACAGAACCGCAAAAGGCCAGUAUAAUUCAUCAAUUCAUUACAAGCAAUUGUUAA